Molecule: messenger RNA, 1336 nt
Organism: Harpia harpyja (harpy eagle)
Lineage: Eukaryota; Metazoa; Chordata; Aves; Accipitriformes; Accipitridae
Product: 1-acyl-sn-glycerol-3-phosphate acyltransferase alpha-like
Biological process (GO): phosphatidic acid biosynthetic process
Cellular component (GO): endoplasmic reticulum; membrane
Molecular function (GO): 1-acylglycerol-3-phosphate O-acyltransferase activity
Source: RefSeq, a predicted model, not a curated record
AUGGAGCUUUUGCUCCUUCAUUACCCAUUUACUUUUCUGUUCAUUGUGUUUCUAGUCCUUUACCAGGUGAAUCCUGCAUUCAGACACUUCUGCAAGAUGACCUUCUAUAAGUUGUGGCUCUUCACCCUAAGCAUUCUGGUUAUUAUGAUCAGUGUUUCUCGUGGAUGUAACAUGGAAAACAUGGAGUUUUUGUGCAUGUCAUUCCUGCCCCUCAACUACAUCUUUGGCCUCAAGAUGGGGCAAGGGGUGAAGGGCAAGGAGAACCUCAGGACUAAGAAACCUUUCAUCCUCAUGUUGAAUGACCAGACCUCCCUUGACAUUAUGGUGAUGCCGGAGGUAUUACCAAAUCGCUGUGUGCCCAUUGCAAAGAAGGAAAUCCUCUACAUGGGCACUUUUGGCCUAGUGUGCUGGCUUUCAGGACUCAUUUUCAUUGACCACAAGAAGAGGGAAGAGUCUACCACUACCUUGAUAGAGGUGGCACACUCCCUCCACAAAGAAAAUUUCUGCGUCUUGAUCUUCCCUGAAGGAACUUGUAGUCAUGGUAGCUCCAUGUUGCCCUUCAAACGUGGGGCCUUCCAGCUGGCUGUGAAAGCCCAGGUCCCCAUUAUUCCUGUAGUGAUCUCUUCCUACUGUGACUUCCACAACCAGAAGGAGAAGAGAUUUAGACCAGGGAAUGGGAGAUUCCAGGCAUCACUUUUGUCUCUCCCCUUGGAUUUCUCACAGCUUGUCCAAUACCUGUACAAGGGAACAUGGAAAAGCAGCAGACACCUGGAAGAGAGACAUAAUCCACAUCCUGCCAGAAGUGGAAACCCUUGGCUUGGCCCCAGACGAUGUUCCCAAACUCACUGAGCGGGUCUGUGACUCCAUGCUCACCGCCUAUCAGGGGAUAUCAGGAAUGACAAAUGGGACUUCCCAUUAGCGAUCCUAUCUUCCAGCUCCAGCUGUGUGUAUAGCAGUGGGGCAGGGAGCAUGGCAACCACAAGAAGGUCUUGCAGCAGAGACAACCAUGGAUUGCAACCCUGAUAUAGCAGAGACAGGCAAAAUGUCCACAGAGGAAGAAAAGCUUGUAAGUGGAGCUGGUGAAAGGCUUGCCAUGUUCCUUCCAGAGAACUGUGCCACCUGCGUGGACAGACACAUGGUGGGUAGCUGGACAUUUCUUUGUAAUUGUAACCCUGAGAACUUCUCUCCAGCUGGACCCCAGGCAGAGCUGGACCCUUCCUGUGAUCAUUGCUGCAUGCUUAUAAUCACAUUUUCCUAUUCAAAACCAACAAGGUGGAGGCAUUUAUCCCAAGCCUGUGACCAUCCUGCCUGGGGAAGUGGCUGUCUUGGGGUUUGA